Messenger RNA from Selaginella moellendorffii, 2172 nucleotides. Its product is annotated as pentatricopeptide repeat-containing protein At4g02750-like. The record is from RefSeq and is a predicted model, not a curated record. The coding region runs from base 1 to 2172 and encodes 723 amino acids. Gene Ontology annotation, biological process: RNA modification. Gene Ontology annotation, molecular function: RNA binding; protein binding. The transcript has a single exon. NCBI's taxonomy places the organism in Eukaryota, Viridiplantae, Streptophyta, Lycopodiopsida, Selaginellales, Selaginellaceae.
AUGCUAGAUGCGAACUUUACAAAUCUCGUCAAGGAUUGCAAGAGCCUCUCUUUGGCAAAAUCUCUCCACAAACAAAUCCUCGAGAGCGAGCGCCGAGACGAACGGUUCCUUUGCAACCUUGUGGUGGGCAUGUACGGAAGGUGUGCAAGCUUGGACUCUGCGCAGCUCGCCUUUAACAAUAUCCGCAAUCCCAACACUUUCAGCUGGAACAUUCUUCUCACAGGAUAUGCCCAGAAUGGGCAUAUUGAGAAAGCCAAAGAGAUUCUUGAAACGAUGCCGAAUCCCAACACUGUCUCAUACACAACGGUCUUAGCUGCCAUUUUUCACUAUGAUAAAAUCGAAUCUCUUACGGAGUUCUUUGAAAACAUACCAUGCAAGGACAUCGUUACGUGGAAUGUGAUGCUUCACGCAUAUGCCCGGACAGGGCAUAUGCUACUUGUUACCGAGACUCUGGAGAGAAUGCCCGUGGCAGACAUAGUCUCCUGGGCAAUCGUUAUUCAAGCUCACGUAGAUAACGAAGAUCUUGAUCAAGCCAUUGUUCUAUUUAGCUCGGUUCCAGCAACGGAUUUUGUGUGCUACAACAUCGUCAUGCAAGCUUGUGUGAAGCACGGCCAGAUAGAAAAAGCUCGAGACAUCUUUGAAUCCAUGCCAGAAAGGAACUUGGCAUCGUGGAACAUCAUGGUGGGAGCUUACGCAUCCAGUGAUCAUGCAAACUGUGCUGAGGCACAGGCGAUAUUUGAUCAAAUGCCUGCUCGAGAGCUUCUCUCGUAUAAUUGCCUCCUUGCUUCUUACGUUCACAGCAAUCAGAGUGAAGUAGCGAGGACGAUCUUCGAAAGACUAAUGCCCGAGCACGACACGGUCUCGUGGACCAUCCUUCUCACGAAAUAUGCUCAGCUUGGAUAUACAAACGUGUCCGAAGAGAUGUUUACUAGCAUGCCGGUCUACGAUGUUUAUGCUUGUGAUGCAAUGCUGGCUGCUUAUUGCCAGGAUGAGAACCUUGAGAAAGCGGAAAUAUUGUUUGCGUCCAUGCCGAAGCGAGCCAUAGUCUCAUGGAACACACUUCUCGCCGGAUAUGCCCGUAAAGGGCAUGCUGCGAAAGCAAAGAAGCUGUUUGACGAGAUGCCCGAGAAAGAUAUUCUGUCGUGCAACUCCUUACUUCUGGCUUACGUUGAAUCCAAAGAGAAGGUUUUGCUUGAUCAAGCCUGGAAUUUUUUGCUCAAACAGAUGCCACACCACGACGUUGUUUCGUGGAACACCUUGAUAUCGGCCUAUGCCCAAAACGGAUAUGUAAAGAACGCCCGAAACUUAUUCGACAGUAUGCCAAACCGGAACCAAGUGAGCAACAAUGCAAUGAUCUCCGCGUAUGGAAGUUUUGGAACAAUCGAGGAAACAAAGUUCUUCUUUGACACAAUGCCGGCUUGGGACUCACAGUCAUGGAGCGCGAUGAUGAAUGCCUACUCUAGAAAUGGACGAAGCAGCGACGCUAUCGAUUUCUUCCGAGACUUGUGCUUCUCAGGAAUACUUCCGGACGAGCUCAACUUCGCGAGCGCUCUCGAGGCCUGUGCGAGUGUCACGGAUCUAGCCAAUGGCCUCGAGAUCUAUUACAAGUUUGUGAGCUCGGGACUUCCCUGGGAUACAAAAGUUGGCUGUGCUCUCGUCGACAUGCUGGGAAAAUUCGGCCAGUGCGAGCUCUCGCUGCAGGUUUUCGAUCGAGUUUCCCAUCGCACUGUGGAUUUGUGGGCUGUUUACAUGCGAGCUCUUGCUCACAACAGCAAGAACUUGCUCGCGUUGGAAGCUUUAUACGAGAUGUACCUCGAAGGUUUGAAGCCGGAUCAAUCGGUGUUUGUCACCAUUCUCUCCGUUUGCAGCCAAGCGGGAUUUGUCUCUCGGGGAUUGGAGCUCUUUGCAAGAAAGUUUGAUGAUCUCUCCAGCAGUGAGAUCUUUAGCUCUUUGCAUUACCACUGCGUGAUCGAUCUUCUGGCAAGAGCUGGGCGGCUGGAAGAAGCCCAAAGAUUAUUCCAAGCCAUGCCUUGCAAGCCUGGCGUGAAUGCGUGGUCGGCACUGCUCAAUGGUUGUGGCUUGCAUCGCGAUCUUGAUCGAGCAAGCUUGCGAAUUUUGGCGGCAAUCCAAUGGUCGACAUUUAAAGCUGGUCAAUCAACGGUCCACAUUUGA